Molecule: messenger RNA, 1553 nt
Organism: Octodon degus (degu)
Lineage: Eukaryota; Metazoa; Chordata; Mammalia; Rodentia; Octodontidae
Gene: Chrnb4
Product: cholinergic receptor nicotinic beta 4 subunit
Exons: 6
Coding region: 5-1474 (489 amino acids)
Biological process (GO): regulation of membrane potential; monoatomic ion transmembrane transport; signal transduction
Cellular component (GO): synapse; neuron projection; postsynaptic membrane
Molecular function (GO): acetylcholine-gated monoatomic cation-selective channel activity; transmembrane signaling receptor activity
Source: RefSeq, a predicted model, not a curated record
CGCCAUGCGGCGCGCGCCCCCGCUGGUCCUCCUCUCCUUGCUCGCCCUGUGCGGACGAGGAGACAGCCGCCUGGCCAACGCCGAGGAGAGGCUGAUGGAUGACCUGCUGAACAAAACCCGUUACAACAAGCUCAUCCGCCCAGCCACCAGCUCCUCUCAGAUCAUCACCAUCCACUUGCAGCUGUAUCUGGCCCAGCUCAUUAGCGUGAAUGAGCGAGAACAGAUCAUGACCACCAACGUCUGGUUGAAGCAGGCCUGGAAAGACUACCGCCUGGCCUGGAACAGCUCCCACUAUGAGGGCGUGAACAUCCUGAGGAUCCCAGCCAAGCGCGUCUGGUUGCCAGACAUCGUACUCUACAAUAACGCCGAUGGCACCUACGUGGCAUCCCUCUACACCAACGUGGUGCUCUACUCCAAUGGCAGCAUUGAGUGGCUGCCGCCCACCAUCUACAAGAGUGCCUGCAAGAUUGAGGUGCGGCACUUCCCCUUUGACCAGCAGAACUGCACGCUCAAGUUCCGCUCCUGGACCUACGACCACACGGAGAUCGACAUGGUCCUCAUGGCACCCACAGCCAGGAUGGACGACUUCACACCCAGUGGAGAGUGGGACAUCAUGGCCCUGCCGGGACGGAGGGUGGUGGACCCGCUGGACCCCACCUACGUGGACAUCACCUAUGACUUCAUCAUCCGGCGUAAGCCGCUCUUCUAUACCAUCAACCUCAUUGUGCCCUGCGUGCUCAUCACCUCACUGGCCAUCCUUGUCUUCUACCUGCCGUCCGACUGCGGCGAGAAGAUGACCCUGUGCAUCUCCGUGCUGCUGGCACUCACCUUCUUCCUGCUGCUCAUUUCCAAGAUCGUGCCGCCCACAUCACUCGACGUGCCCCUCAUCGGCAAGUACCUCAUGUUCACCAUGGUGCUGGUUACUUUCUCCAUCGUCACCACUGUGUGCGUGCUCAACGUGCACCACCGCUCGCCCAGCACACACACCAUGGCGCCCUGGGUCAAGCGCUGCUUCCUGUACAAGCUACCCACCUUCCUCUUCAUGAGGCGCCUGGGCCUGGACAGCAGCCUGGCUGAGGCUCCCCAGCCAGGCCAGCCACACCCAACUAAGACUGAGGCCGCUGCUGCUUCGGCCAACCUCUACAGCAACUCCAUGUACUUUGUGAACCGUAGCCCGGCGGGUCCCAAGUCCCCGGCUGGCUCCCACACCUCGGGCAUCACCAGGGAUUUCCGACUGAGAGCCUCUGGGAAGUUUGGGCAGGACGUGCGAGAAGCAUUGGAGGGGGUCAGCUUCAUUGCCCAGCACAUGGAGAGUGACGAUCGGGACCAGAGUGUCAUUGAGGAUUGGAAGUAUGUGGCCAUGGUGGUGGACCGGCUGUUCCUGUGGGUGUUCGUGUUCGUGUGUGUCCUGGGCACCGUGGGGCUCUUCCUGCCUCCCCUCUUCCAGACCCAUACACCUCCUGAGGAACCCUAGGCUGCCUGUCCAGCAUGUCCAAGCCCCCCUGAGUGGUGGGGUAGGAUGACAUGUGCUGUCAGGUGCACAGAGAGCUGCU